This is a messenger RNA of Acaromyces ingoldii, 465 nucleotides long. RefSeq lists its product as hypothetical. Lineage: Eukaryota; Fungi; Basidiomycota; Exobasidiomycetes; Exobasidiales; Cryptobasidiaceae. The record is from RefSeq and is a predicted model, not a curated record. The coding region runs from base 158 to 400 and encodes 80 amino acids. The transcript has 2 exons.
CCUCUUUGUCGUUGUCAUACAAUCACGCUCUGUCAAAAGAUCACUCUCGAAGGACCACUCUCAAAGGAUCACUUUCAGGAGAUUGCACUUUCAAGGGGUGGCACACUCAAAGAAUCACACUCUCAGAGAACGCGCUCUCCAAGAAGACACUCCCACGAUGAGGCCGACGCUGCGCCUUGCGUUCGUCCUGCUGCUUGCACACACGGCCACGCUCUCCGCCCGCGGUCUCGCAGAAGACGACGGCGUAGGCCCGCCAUACGACUCGCAAGGCAGGGGCUGCUGCACGGGCGGGCAGCACGAUCCGAGCAAGUGCUGGAACGUCGAUGGCUCCACGGCGCCCCUCGUCGCGCAGGACGGCGCCGGCCCCAUCUUCUGUCCCGGCCAGACACGGCGGCGCUGAAGCACACACAAAGGCAGCGCGAUCAGUGUCAAGGUCACUCAGACGUCAUGUUCUCCCUGCCGCCC